Molecule: messenger RNA, 1803 nt
Organism: Planococcus citri (citrus mealybug)
Lineage: Eukaryota; Metazoa; Arthropoda; Insecta; Hemiptera; Pseudococcidae
Product: cyclic AMP-responsive element-binding protein 1-like
Exons: 8
Coding region: 452-1315 (287 amino acids)
Biological process (GO): regulation of transcription by RNA polymerase II
Cellular component (GO): transcription regulator complex; nucleus
Molecular function (GO): protein binding; RNA polymerase II cis-regulatory region sequence-specific DNA binding; DNA-binding transcription factor activity, RNA polymerase II-specific
Source: RefSeq, a predicted model, not a curated record
AUUCUGACGUGGCUACGCGAUCGUUUGCAACACGCACACACUACAAUAACGUACUAAUGUAAUCGUUUUUUUUUUCUACAUAUCGCCUCUCUACUCUACCUGUUAAUAACGAAUCUGUUUACAUUUCAAAGUGUUAUCAUCAUUACAGUGUAACUCGGUAUAAUUCGUGGCAUUUUUUUUCAACCUUCGGUGUGUUUUUUAGUGUUUCUUUUGUUUUAAAUUCUCUCGCCUAAGUUGCGCGAAAAAAAAUUUCACUGGUGAAAUAAAAUUCAAAUUUGAUGCGAUAAAAAUUGUAUUGAUUUUCCUUAUCGCGUAACUUGUUACGCUUUUAACGAUACCGUGUUUACUGAAAUAUUGCUACGUAGUGUAAACGACUACAUUCUACGUCAUUGUAGGGUGAAACGAUGUGAUAAAAACUUAACAAGUUACGAUAUUCGUUACAAAACAGAUAAUGGACGUGAUCAAAGAAGAAAAUAAUAAUAAUGCCGCAAGUGACACUUCGAUGUAUUCUACAGCCAAUACUACCAAUUCCAUUCCUCUCACUUCUAUGUCAUCAGUGAUACAUGCAAAUCAGCAAUCGGUUAUCCAAACAGCUUCUCCAACUAUUCAAACUCCAGUACUAUCAAAAGGUAAUGUAAUUCUGGUCAGUAACAAACUCGGAUCUGUGAUUCAAGCACCGCAUGGAAAUUUACAACCUUUACAUUUGGUAGAUUCAAAAAGCGAUAUGGAUGAAAGUAUAUCACCUGACGAAGAAUCUGUGAAGAAAAGAAGAGAAAAGCUCAUUCGAAGGCCUUCGUAUCGAAAAAUUCUUAACGAUAUAGCCAGAGCAGAGCUCGGAUGUGCAAAAAUGGAAUCAUCGGGGUCUGAUUGUGAUUCUAAUGUGGAUAAUGACGUGCCUGUUUCUUCUGUGCCAGAUAGUGGUCACUAUCAGUCAGUUUUACCUAGUGGUCAUUUGCAAUUAUCUAGUCAAUGUGGAAAUGUACAAGGGUUACCAACAAUUAUGUCAAAUUCCAAUUCAGGCUCAUUAAUACAAUAUUCAAAUCAAGAAGGACAAUAUUUCAUGCCAAAUGAUAUAGUAGUUACUCAGAAUUCUGGUAAUGUUAGUAUUAAUAGUGUAAUUACCGAAGAUCAAGUCAGAAAACGAGAAUUGCGAUUGUUAAAGAACAGAGAAGCAGCCCGCGAAUGCAGACGAAAAAAGAAAGAAUAUAUAAAAUGUUUGGAAAACAGGGUGGCAGUUUUAGAAAAUCAAAAUAAAGCGCUUAUCGAAGAGCUCAAAUCAUUAAAAGAACUUUACUGUCAACAGAAACCGGAGUGAUUUAAUUUUUCUAUUUUUACCAUUUUGUACAAAUAUUCAAGUUGUUAUAUUUAUAUUAUGUAAGUUAUUUUGUGUACGGCGUAACUUUCAAACUGUGUUAUUUUUCAAUGAAGUUCAUUUCAUUUAAAACGAAACUGUUUAUAAAUAGCAUACCUAGAUAGAUAAAAUUUCGACAACAUAUUUUUCAUAUUUCAAUGUGGCAGAACAUUCUAACAUUUUUUUUUUUUUUCAAUUCAAAUUUUUAAAACAUAUUUUAUAAUAAUUUUUACUGUUACAUGGUACUUGGCUGUGUUAGUACAUAAUAGUUGAUGUUUUUCAACAUGUAUCAAGGUAGAAAACCUCCGUAAGGAGUGUAUUUCAGCGAUAACAUUCUACAAAACGCAGUUACCUUAUUUUAAAAUAUUGUACAGAUUGUAAUAAAAUCAUUGUGAUCCAGAUUAAUAUUUCAGUGUUUUCAUGUUCUAAGUACAUUCUUAAGUUUUGUUGGA